CCUGUAAUUAGGGCGGGUCGCCCCCGGAGCUCAGCUCUCAACUCCGCUAAAUUUCACAUUACUCAACUCCGGCCGGGAACAGUGAAACUAUAUGAAAGACAACGUACUCCCUUACAUCAGUCUAUAUCCAGCUAUCAUAGUCAAACUCGUAGAAUAAUUAUUUCAACUCAAGAUAAAAAUGCCCACCGAGGAAGAAAACGCAGGAAAUCAAAAUGCCAAACCAUCGGAAUCACCACCGACACCAGAAGAACCUUACAGUAUUUUCGAUAAGAGGCAGAAAGCCUUGAUCAUUCUCAUUGUAUCCACUGCUGCAACUUUCUCCGCUUUCGCCUCAAAUAUUUAUUUUCCUGCGCUUCCUACCAUUGCGCAAGAUCUUGAUGUCUCGGUAGAACUUGUCAACCUCACAGUAACGUCAUACCUUAUUUUUCAAGGUAUUGCGCCUAGUCUUUGGGGUCCCAUAUCGGACGUCAGGGGACGCCGUGUUGCCUACUGCUGCACAUUCUUAGUAUUCCUAGGCGCAUGUAUCGGCCUUGCGGAAGCGAAGAACUAUGCUACUUUGAUUGUGCUGCGAUGCCUACAAAGUACCGGGAGCGCAAGCACAAUUGCUAUCGGAUCCGGCGUCAUCGGAGAUAUCACCACCCGUGCUGAUCGUGGAGGGUACAUGGGAAUUUUCCAAGCCGGAUUGCUUGUUCCUCUCGCAAUUGGUCCGGUCAUCGGGGGUGCCUUAGCAGGAUCUUUGGGAUGGAGGGCAAUAUUCUGGUUUUUGACUAUUUACAGCGCCGUCUUCCUGGUUCUUUUGAUCUUCCUUCUUCCCGAAACUUUGAGGUCUAUUGUUGCGAACGGAUGCAGAACGCCCAAGAAUCCAAUCGGCAGCUAUCCUCUACGCACCUAUCAAAAGACCACUAAAGUACACUGGAAUCCGGAAGCCUCUACAUCACAACCUGCCGCGAGAAAGCGCAUAGAUGUCACUGGGCCGUUUCGUAUCCUCAUUAGCAAAUACGCAGCGCCAAUUAUCCUCUUUCUAGCCAUUUACUAUGCAGUCUGGCAAAUGAGCAUCACGGCCAUGUCCUCCCUUUUCGCAGACCGUUACGGUCUCAAUGAAACCCAAAUUGGUCUAACAUUCAUUGCCAAUGGUGCGGGAUCUAUGAUAGGCACACUCAUCACAGGCAAGAUACUUGACAUUGACUAUCGUCGCGUUAAGGUUGCACACGAAGCUCAGGAAACUCGAACGAUCCAAACGGAACUUGAAGCAGGUGGCAGCCCAGCUCGGUCUACUAUAAACUCAGAGGACAACUUUCCCCUAGAAAAAGCGCGCCUUCGGCUUAUCCCGCUUUUCUCCUGUUUUCAGUGCCUAUCUAUUAUUCUAUUCGGUUGGACGAUUCAGUAUCCCGACCGCGUUCACAUCGCCGUACCCAUCGUGUCCACAUUUAUUACAGGCUGGACCGCUGUGUCGACCCAGUCUGCCGUCAUGACUUAUUUAGUGGAUAUCUUCUCUGACCGGAGUGCUGCGGCGAGCGCAAGUCUGAACCUCGCCAGAUGCUUGUUCGCUGCUGGUGGUACAAGCUUCAUUAUGCCUAUGGUGAAUGGUAUUGGUGUCGGGUUAGCUUUCACGAUUUGCGCCAUCGUUCAAGCUGUCGCGCUUUUGGGUGUGGCCGUCCAAUGGAGAUUUGCUGGUGCAUGGAGGGAAGCGGAAAGGGUUAAAAGUCAAGCAAGCCAGGAAAGCCAGGGCUAGACAGCGAGCAAGAAAAACAAAACACUACUGGCAACCUCAUCAAGAGGGGGAAUAUAAAACUCGGGGUUCUAUCAUACUCCUUUUUAAUAAUACUUUAGAAUUCACUAUUGGUCGGCGAUUGUAUGAGUAUUAUAGAAUUAAGUAAUGCUAGUGAAGGAAUAUGGAAUAA
Molecule: messenger RNA, 1901 nt
Organism: Hypoxylon trugodes
Lineage: Eukaryota; Fungi; Ascomycota; Sordariomycetes; Xylariales; Hypoxylaceae
Product: MFS general substrate transporter
Exons: 2
Coding region: 179-1732 (517 amino acids)
Biological process (GO): transmembrane transport
Molecular function (GO): transmembrane transporter activity
Source: RefSeq, a predicted model, not a curated record